AUGAGCCUUCCCGACGGUCAACCCCCCGCCCAUGCCGGCGAUGACGAGGGAGAAUUCCUGUACGACGUGGAAGAUGACUUCUGGGGUUGUGCUGAGCCAUUAGAGAACUACAAACCCGGCGGCCUCCAUCCCAUCAUCCUCGGCGACCGACUCGGUGACAAUGGUCGAUUCCGUGUGGUACACAAGCUAGGCCAUGGCGGCUACGGCACUGUCUGGCUAUGCCAGGACACACUCUCCCCAACCCCCAAGUGGAGAGCAGUGAAGGUUAUGUCCGCCAAAGAGUCGAAACUCGACUGCGCUGAGCUUCGCGCAAUGGGAGCCUUCCGUGGAAUCGACCUCUCAACCAUUGAAAACGAUCUCCACAUCUCCGUCCCCCUCGAUUACUUCUGGAUCAACGGCCCCAACGGCCGCCACCUCGCCCUCGUCUUCACGCUCUCUGCCAUCACCGCCAAUUAUAUGUUCAGCAUAUGCGGCCAAAGCCGCACCCUGGUCAAGGACCUCUGCUUCCAGCUCUUCAUCCACUCCCGCGGCCUCUGCCACGGCGACUUUCGACCCCCCAACAUCCUCGUCCGCCUCUGCCACGGCGUCGACUCCCUCCCCGAAGAAACCUUACUCAAAUCCUUCCGCAACGGCGAAAAGCCCGAAACCGGUCGGGUCUUCUCCAUAAAGGACGGAAAGCCCAUCACCCGUGCCUCGGCGCCCUCUGUACCCGAGCAACUCGUCGGCUCCACGUCAAUUGGCUUUUACUCCGGCCUCUGCGCUGCUUCCCUCGCCGUAACCGACUUCGGCGUGGCUGCACGGGCACUCCUCGGCCCUGCGUCGGAUAUCUGGGCACUCGGUUGCUGCAUCAUGAACCUGGCGCUGGGCUUCACCCCUUUUGCUCACGAAGACGAGGGCGACGACGGCAACAUGCAUGCCGCCAAGAUGGAGUCGCUGAUGGGACCGAUGCCCGAGCCGUUCAGGGCGGCGUACAAGGAGGAGCACAAGCGGCAGCCGAACAACGAUGGGGAGCUGAAGCCCAUCACGGAGAUGCCCUCAAUAUGCCCAGAGUACAUUCAGUUGCGGGUGGACAACGAAGAGGCCGAUCAGCUCUUUGAUCUGCUCAUGUCCAUCUUCAAGUGGCACCCCAAAGAUCGCGCAACGAUCCAACAAGUACUCGACCAUCCCUGGUUUGAGGAACGCAAUCAGAAUGCUGCCGUGGGCCCUCAGCGCGUCAGCACAAAGAGGAACAUGGUGGAUGAUGUAGUCAAGGGCUUCAAGUCUUACCUCAAUGCUGGCAGCGCCGGCAGCCUCUUGUCCGGGAGCUUCUCUUAG
This is a messenger RNA of Neurospora tetraspora, 1314 nucleotides long. RefSeq names its product kinase-like domain-containing protein. Gene Ontology annotation, molecular function: protein serine/threonine kinase activity; ATP binding. Gene Ontology annotation, biological process: peptidyl-serine phosphorylation; regulation of mRNA processing; spliceosomal complex assembly. Gene Ontology annotation, cellular component: nucleus; cytoplasm. Bases 1 to 1314 code for a protein of 437 amino acids. The record is from RefSeq and is a predicted model, not a curated record. NCBI's taxonomy places the organism in Eukaryota, Fungi, Ascomycota, Sordariomycetes, Sordariales, Sordariaceae. The transcript has 5 exons.